Molecule: messenger RNA, 1791 nt
Organism: Ruditapes philippinarum (Manila clam)
Lineage: Eukaryota; Metazoa; Mollusca; Bivalvia; Venerida; Veneridae
Exons: 3
Coding region: 490-1425 (311 amino acids)
Source: RefSeq, a predicted model, not a curated record
GGAAUGAAGAAAAAAUGAAUUUGAUUUCUACAUUUAUUACAAUGCUUCUGCUACUGAAAUUAUUCAAAACUGUCAAAUAAAUUUAAUAAGUUUUUUCCAUUAAUUUAGUUUGAGAUUAAUCAAAACUUCAUUUUCCUUAAUAUUUUUAUGCUUAUCUAUAGUAUAGCACAUUAUUAUUUCUUAUCUGUAGAAGAUUUGCAGACCUAGAAUAUGAUUGACAUAACUUGAACACAAUUUGGUAUUUAUUACCAAAUUCCUGUCAGACAGGACUCCCUACUCAAAAAAAAGUAUGCAUCCAAAAGAUGCACAUUAAUAUUUGAAACUUUGCAUCCACAGCAAAUUCAAUGAGUUCUGUACUCAGGAUGCAGAGGCAGAAGAAUUGGCAAGAAAAGAAAAACUUAUAUCUCUGGUAAAUGACAUACAGUCAGGAAGGAUGAGCAGGGAAAGGGGGAAAAAAGGGCUUUACUAGCUCCUAAGAAGGAAAAGGACAUGAAGGAAGGCAAAGGUGGUAGAGGAAAGCAUUUAACCUACAAGCUAUAUAUUGGAUGGCAGCACUUCUCAAAUGAGAAAUACAGAGUAAUCACAAAGACAAAGGGGGGAGGAGUUAGACAAAUUGACUACAAUGCAGAUGAAGAUUUAACAGUGGAGAAAAUAAUUGAAAGGGGCACAAAGUUAUAUUUCCCUCAGGGUAAAAGUCAAUUAGGUGACCUAAAGGACAUGGACAUUUCACUAGGUAGUUUUGCUGGGGAAAAUUUAGAAAGUUUUAUGAACACAGAUGGUGAUCCAUGUUCUUUUCAAACAUAUCUUAAGUCCCACGGGCUGUUCUCCUCACAGUACCAUUUGUAUAUAAGAACAAAGCAAAAGUCUGAAUUUACAUCAUGUGCCUCUGAAGAUGUAAGAGAGAAUGUUGAGGAAAAUAUGGUGACAGAUCUUUUAGUUAACAACAGUAUACCUGGUCAUAUUGAACUUAAAUACAAAAGGAAAUUAUUUUCUAGGUAUGAUGAGAAUGUGUCUACAAUUUCAUACUGGUCUAUGAGACAAUGUUAUGAUUCUUCAGUACAUGAUAUGGCAUAUGAAGACUAUAACUGUAUCACCAAUGAUGAUUUUUUAUUAGUCCAUGUUGAAAAGGAUAACAAUCUGUAUUUAACUGAAUUAGAAGACGGGUCUUAUAAAUUAUGCUGUUUCACUCCAUCUGCUCAUCCUGAAAUAAUAAUGCAUGGUCCAGAUAAAAUUUAUGGAAUAAAUAAUGGUGAUUUAAUGUUGGGAUUGCUUACACCAUUGCAUAACAAAAAUAUAUAUUAUCAGUGGUACAAGGAUGGUCAUCUUAUUUUGGAAGGAAUAAAUGCAUCAGUUUUGAAAGUUACUAGUCCUGGAGAAUAUUCAGCAGGAAUAAUUGUUGAUGAACAAUUGUACAAAUAUGAUUAACUGUUUCAGUCUAUGAGUGUUCUUCAUAAUGUACUGAGUUGUUCGAAAUAAAUCAUCACUAAUCUGUCUCAGUAUCAAGUAAAACUUGUAUAGAGAGUUGAAGGGUUUACAAUAAUUUAGUUACUGAUUUUUACUUUUGGAUUAGACUUGAAAACCACUGUGACUUGUCAUUGUCUGAUGGUUAUACGUUUGUGGCCUGCCCAUGGUCAUGACUUUAUAUAUUUCUUGCAGAAUGUAAAGUGUCAAUUUUUCACUAUUAUAAAAACCCCAGUGGUGCUGGAAAAAGAAAAAACUUUAUACAACAAUCUAUCAUUUAUGUGAUGCAAUGUAUGUUCUAUACGUCAAUAAAUGUAUCAAGUACCUCAA